ACCUUGUUUUCGGUUUUCAGGAGGAUUAUAGUACGUGUUGCUUGGCUUACGUGUCAUACAAGUUAGUAUAUGUUUCUUAUUAGUUAUCCACUCAUUCUUCUGAAGGAAUAAAGUUGGAAUUAUUGUGGAGCCAGACAUUAACAAUGGUGUUAGCUGACCACAAAGAUUUGAUAGCAACAGCUGCCACCACAGUUACAAUCCUCCAGCUUUUAAGUGGAAUUGACAUAUGUCGCAAAAUUGUCAAACAGUCAUCAACUGGAAACAUAUCUGGCUUCCCCUUUGUUGGAGGAGUAUUUUCCACAAGCACAUGGCUUUCAUACAGUCUGCUACUGGGUGAUGUGUCGAUGGAAUUGACCAAUGCUGUGGGUCUACUGUUACAGGUGUGUUACUUGCUGGUGUACAUAAAGUACUGUAUCGCCCCAGGACCUUGGUACUCCACCAGGAGACAGUUGAUGCUGUUCUCCACUGUUGUUUUUGUGAUCCAGUACUAUGUAUUCUUCUCAGGUGUAAAUGUUGAGAUCAUCAAAAACCGUGUGGGCAUGAUGUGUUGUGUUGGAAGCAUCAUCUUCUGUGCAUCUCCUCUCAUAUCACUGAAGGAUGUGUUCAACACCCAGAGUACAGAGAUGCUGCCCUUCCCUCUCAUAUUUGCAACCUUCAUUAUGGCUGGACUUUGGUGGCUGUAUGGAAUUAUUAUUGAGAAUAGCUUUGUCCAGUACCCAAAUCUGAUUGGGUUUGCCCUUUCAGGUUUUCAACUCCUUCUCUUCAUUGUUUACCCAAGCAAGAUGAAAGGUGAGCUCGAGGCAAUAACAAGAGUACUGUAGAAUUGCAGCGUAUUUAGACGUCCAUCCAGGGGUCAGGCAAACUCCGGGGAAGUCAGAUGCUUCCAGGUUUUGUAAGCUAGUGCUUUGAGAGAUUUUAACAAAAUAUAUUUGUACAGUAUAUUGAAAAUUAGGAAUCUAUCUAAACUUAAUCAUCAUUAUCAUCAUCGUCAUAAUAUCUCUUAUGAUCAUCUUAUAUAACAUAUCUUAUUAAAUUACAACAGCCAGACAACCCCUAGUCAUUCAAGAACCACAAGGAAAGAGAAAAAUUAAUGCUGAGCUUAAAAGAAAUUAGAUGCAACUGCCAGAAAAAUUGUGUGAAUGGGGAACAUUAAAAAGUACAUAUGUGAUUCUCAAAUAUGUUGACAUAUACCUGUAUUCCUUCCAGAUGUUGGGCACUUUUAUACUGAGAAUAUUUUUAAUAUCGAGAAAGAACUUGCAGCUAUACUGUAUAUGUACAUUCAUAGUCGGUAUUAUUUUUAGCUGACAAUACAAGCCCCAGCCCCUCCUUUCAGCUCAUUGGCUCAUAAAUAAUCUUUAAUUAAUAUUGAUAUAUUGCAAAUAAAUCCAUGUAACUGUACUGUAUAACUGUUCAGGAUACCCAGUUCUGACUCACUUUAAUGCUGAAAAUAAUGUAUGUAAAGAUAUAACUACUUGAAAACAAACUUUCAAGACACGGACCGACACUACUGCGCAUCCCUGGAAUUUUUCCUGGUACAGCGUACUGGGGAAAGUUUUCCGAGGUUCUAAACUAUUCAUUUCACACGGACAGACACUAUCGCACAUCCCAGGAAUGUUUCCGGGUGCUGGGGAAAGUUUUUGACGAGUCUAAACGAUGCAUCUCUCACGGAGAGACACAAACCUGUAUUUAUAUACACAAAUACACUGUACGCAUACAAUAUAUUGUAAACAAACAAUAUUUACUACUGUAUACACUAUACUGUUCUCACCAGCAGAUGCUUUCAUCUUGAGCUUGUGAUGCAGGCAGGUCAUAUACUAUAGCAAGUGUUACUGUCACUCCUCUCCCCCAAUGAAGGAGGAAUUGUACAUGCACUGUAUACUAUACAUACACCCUCUACACACUAGCCUACAGUAGGCAUACACUGUCCACUCUGCUAUGUACUAUACAGUAUUGUAUGUACAGUACUUUGAUACUUACUGUAUGUACAGUACAGUAUACAUACACAAACUAUAAUCACUUUUUAUGUUUUAACACAUUAUUCUUGGCUUAUUGUGUCCUGUACAGUAAGGUAGAAUACUUCACAACACAAAUUGUAUGCAAAAACAGCAGUAAACAAGGGAGCAGACGUGUACAAUGGCAGCAGAAUAUGAACCAGCACAAGAGCCUACGACCUAAGUUACUCAAGCAGCUAGCCCACCCACGCUCCUGAUACGUGGGGACACAUUGGAGCACGAUACAAUCUCUCAGAAUGGAGAGAUUUUCUUAGAAUUUUCCAGAAAUGUGCCUGAUUCCAUUCUUGGAAAUUUGUUCCAGUGCCUGAAAUGGAGAUAUUUUUCGCAGAAUUUCUUAGACGACUUAAAAUUCAUUCCGGCUAUUGGAGAGUUCUGGGGAUCGAAGAUUCCAGCUAAUGGGAAGAUUACUUUUAUUUAUAUUAAUCAAACAUCAUAAUAUGAGCUAUUGAGCUGUACGGGGCAGGGCUUCUUAACCGAGUACCAUCAGCUAAAAAAAAAAAAAACUACAGUACAGUAUACAGGUAAUCAUUCAGACUUUGUGAAGGUGCUUUACAAAGGGAAUUGGUCUGUGAUAGUGAUGAAAGUCAGUUAGUUGUUUAUCACCAGGAUUAUAGUGUAGAGUAGACUGUUGUAUUUUUUCCUUUUGAAAUUUGUGAAAUGUUUUCUGUAGUGGACAUGAAUUUAACAAAGUUUUUUUGCAGUAAUCUGGUGGCAGAUUAUAUGUUCUCUGAAAUUAUAUAACAAAUGUUUAAUGUUCUUUGGACUCAUAAACUAACUUACAGCAAAUUCAGACUGUAAACUAAUGUGCAAAAAGCUUUUGCAAAGUCAUUUUGUUCUUUAUUUAAAUUUAUGGUCCUGUAUCUGGACUUUUUGCACUAACUACCAUUAUUACAAAGGACUUAACCGAUGUAUAAUAUGCUAAUGAUUGUGCAAUAUCAUUCUCUUUUCAGUAGGAUGGUCACAAAUUUCAUUAGACUGUACUGUACACAAUGAAGGUGUUAUAUACAGAGUAUAAUACUUGGGGAUCUCAUACAAUUAUAUUUGUUAUGAGACAGGCUAAGGACAGCUGGUAUGUUCUGUAGAUUCUUUGUGAGUAGGUGACAUAUGCAUUUAUUUUUGUUACAUAUGUUGUGAAAAUAACAAUUACAGUAAUCAUUCCUUACAAUGGAAUUCCUUUUAGCAGAUCAAACUUGUGCCAGUAUUUGUUUCUCCAUUUAGUUAGAUGAAUGGGAAUUUCCUGUCACGCCCAUGUGGGCUCACAUCAUGAUUUUUGUGCAAUCAGUCAGUUUCUUGCCAUGCCUCACCACACAUUAUUGUGGUUUCCCAGGUUUUUUUCAUAUUCUCCCCAUGUGUGUGCAUGUACAGUAUAUCUUUGUCACCAUACCUAAAGUGAGUGCUAAGUCCAGUGAAGAGAAAGGUAAGAGAGUGCAUCUCACUUUUACAGAAACUAGAAUUUUUAUUAGUUAUUUUGCUAAUAUCCAGUAUGUACUGUAUUGUAUAUAUACCCUGUAUGUAUAAAAUCAUAAGAUAUGUACAUUUGGAUGGUUGAAUAUGUUAACAUUUGGUUGUGACCUCAUCGGGCAUUUUUGCCAGUUUCGACAGUUGUUAGGUGGCUGACAAUCCACUCUCACUCUUUCAGUAUUUUUACAAGUGGUUUCUGACAGUCUACUUAUUGUCUAACCACUCAGUACUCGAGAACGUAUGAAUAGUGUGAAGAGCAUCUAAUGUCAUGUAAAGUAAUCAUAAUAGAACUCCUCAUAACAUGUUACCAGUCAGCUGUGGGAUGGCUAUGCAUAUUGUCAUUUUUACAUGUAAUGAAACUACUGUAGAAGUAUCUUCCACGUUACGAAAACUCGGGUUGUAGAAAUUCGUCCAUACUUUAGUUGUAAAUUAUGACCACUAAAUACGGGAUAUGGCUCAUAAAUUUUACCUUAUGGAAAUGCAAUAAAUAUUCAAAAUUUUCAACACAAAAAUUGCUAUACGGUAUUUGAUUUUGUGAAGCAAUUCUCAAAUGCAACAAUUUUAUAUUGAGGUAAGAGAUGGGACAUAAUCCCUGGAUCCUAAAAAGUUAAAAAAUACUAAAAAUAUUAUAAAAAUAAAUAUAUGCACGCAGGCAAAUGGGAAAUGGAGGAAUAAAUAUUUUAUCUAGUUUGGUUUAGCCAUGGCAUAGAACUCCUUUACUGUGCAAAGUGAGUGAUUGUGGGUCACAUGGGGGUGGUAUAAGUGGACCUAGAGGCCUAUGAGACAGUCUAUAAAUGCAUCACCAGGCACGCAAUUUUAAAUUUGACACCAAAAUCUUGUCUGGUAUGUCGCAACCUUAAUUGCAGACCACUGUACUGGCUUUUCACAGCUAAAGAGUUCAACAGAUAACUGCUAAAGAGUACCUGUAGAUCAAUAUUUUAAAGUCACUUCUCUUAUUUAGGAUUAUGUAGCUUGUAUGUUCUAAAAGUUUGUGUACAUAGAAUGACUUUUUCAAAGUAAAACUUAUAUUUUUAUAUCCAAGUCUUAAGGGAGAAUUCAGUGGUGCAAUAUUUUAAUGAAAUAAUGAGACAUAUUGUUUAUGAUAUUGCUUGAAUAAUUGAAAUAGUUCAUUAAGUGUAACUCUGUUAAAAUGCCUAAAAUGUUCCUAGUAUGUUGUUCAUCUGUAUCUCUCAUAUUAUUGAAGGGAAGCACAUAAAAGUGUAAUGAAUUAUUUUUAUUCUUAAGUGCUAAUGAUCACCGGAUCUGAGAAUUUUUAAAUAAAAAAGAAAUUUUAAAAAUUAUGUGGCGCAAGUGCAGCAGUAAACAUAUUGGGAACUACAUUAAGCCUUAUUAUUUUAUUUUUUAAGCAACUUUUGACAUUAAUGUAAAGUACUGUACAUAUGCUGUACAUACAGGGAUAAAUCAAUAAAAAAUAUUAUGUAAUUCAUUGUUGUUAAAACAUCAUAAAUGCAUUUAACAUGGAAUCUGUUGAAGACAAAGCAUUUCACUCUUUUCAUAAUACUGUACUAUAUAUUUUUUCAAAUAAAAUUGUGUCAAAGUG
Homarus americanus (American lobster) is the source of this 5034-nucleotide messenger RNA. Its product is annotated as sugar transporter SWEET1-like. The record is from RefSeq and is a predicted model, not a curated record. Gene Ontology annotation, cellular component: membrane. Gene Ontology annotation, biological process: carbohydrate transport. Gene Ontology annotation, molecular function: sugar transmembrane transporter activity. Bases 144 to 821 code for a protein of 225 amino acids. NCBI's taxonomy places the organism in Eukaryota, Metazoa, Arthropoda, Malacostraca, Decapoda, Nephropidae. The transcript is spliced from 6 exons.